AUGGAAUCAUAUUAAGAUUCAAAUUGCUUACUUCAUCCGAAAUUUUAAGAAAAUUAAUAAAACAUGGAAAUAGUUGAACAAUAUUAUAAUUAGUAAGCACAAUCUGCAUUCUAUUUAUAACCAUAAAUUCAAUCAUAUAACUCAAUUUAAUAGCAAUUACCACACACAUCUUUAUUUUCUAAUACUAAUUUAUCCACAAAUACCAGUUAAAAGCAAAAAAAGUAAUAAAAUGACCGCUUUAUACCAAAUAAAAUACAAUCAAAUUUAUAUGAUCUAUAUAUAUAACAGUAACUAUCAAAGCAAAAGGAAGAAAAUCAAAAUUAAUUGUAAUAAUAACCGAAUACGAAUCCAAGAGAUGAACAAAAUUCACAAUUAUAUUCUAAUUUAUUGUAAUCAACAAUAUUAGGAUAAUCUCCUGAGCAAAUAAUAAACCAAAAUUAGAACAAAAUAUUAAAAGACCAUAAUAUGUCCAAUUAUUAUUUAACAUAAGAAUAUUUGCAACAUUAAAAUUGCUAAAAACUAUUAAAUUUUAGUUCCAAAAAGGUACCUUUAAAUGACCCUCUGAAUUCUAUUUCUGAUUCUUGUAGAAAUUUCGAAACAUAAAAAAGAAGAAUACUUAAAUAACCUUAUAAAAUUUUAGAUUCUCCCAGUCUUUAAGAUGAUUUUUACUUAAACCUCCUUGAUUGGUCUCCUUUGAAUUAUUUAGCUGUUGGACUCAAAAAUUAGGUCUUUGUUUGGUCCGGUUGUAAUUCGAAUAUAUCCUCUUUAUGUGAAUACGAAUAGUUUAAUAUUGUAAGUUCUGUCGCUUGGAGUUAAAGAAGUAAUCAUAUUGCAAUUGGAGAUUCAUUGGGAGUUAUAAGAAUAUAUGAUGUUGUUAAAAGAAAAAUGAUAAAGUCUAUAAAAGGUCAUUAAGCAAGAAUCGGAAGCAUUGCUUGGAAUGGAUCACUUUUAGCAUCAGGAUCUAGAGAUAGAAAUAUAUUGGUUAGAGAUAUUAGAGAUUAUGAUAAAUCUGUUUAAAAAUAUUAUGGACAUAAAUAAGAAAUAUGUGGAUUGAAAUGGUCUUUUGAUGAAAAUAUAUUAGCUUCAGGAGGAAAUGAUAAUAUGUUAUUUUUAUGGAGUUUAAAAAAUAAAGGAGAACUAGCACGUUUACCUUAACAUACUGCAGCUGUAAAAGCAUUAGGCUUUUCUCCACAUUAACAUAAUAUUUUGGCUAGUGGAGGAGGUACAGCUGAUAGAUGCAUAAGAUUUUGGAAUACUCAAACACUUAAAUAAAUUGAUUGUUUAGAUACAGGAUCUUAGGUGUGUAAUUUGAUGUUUUCAAAAAAUAAUAAUGAGAUAGUAUCUACUCAUGGAUAUAGCUUGAAUUAAAUUAUUGUUUGGAAAUAUCCUUCUAUGAAAAAAAUAUAGACGCUUACUGGGCAUACUUAAAGGGUGCUUUAUUUGGCGAUGAGCCCUUGCGGAUAAAAUAUUGUCACUGGAGCAGGUGAUGAAACUUUAAGGUUUUGGAAUAUUUUCCCUAGUUAUAAAAAUAGAAGCAAUAUAUUAGGGUCGACGUGUAUAUUUCCUGCUUCUAUAGACUUAAGAUGA
Ichthyophthirius multifiliis is the source of this 1587-nucleotide messenger RNA. RefSeq lists its product as hypothetical. Gene Ontology annotation, molecular function: anaphase-promoting complex binding; ubiquitin ligase activator activity; protein binding. The record is from RefSeq and is a predicted model, not a curated record. Gene Ontology annotation, biological process: anaphase-promoting complex-dependent catabolic process; positive regulation of ubiquitin protein ligase activity; positive regulation of anaphase-promoting complex-dependent catabolic process. Gene Ontology annotation, cellular component: anaphase-promoting complex. The transcript has 2 exons. Lineage: Eukaryota; Ciliophora; Oligohymenophorea; Hymenostomatida.